Colletotrichum godetiae is the source of this 1125-nucleotide messenger RNA. RefSeq names its product tat pathway signal sequence. Gene Ontology annotation, molecular function: 1-alkyl-2-acetylglycerophosphocholine esterase activity. The record is from RefSeq and is a predicted model, not a curated record. Bases 1 to 1125 code for a protein of 374 amino acids. The transcript is spliced from 2 exons. Lineage: Eukaryota; Fungi; Ascomycota; Sordariomycetes; Glomerellales; Glomerellaceae.
AUGGCCGCUGCGGUCGUCAUCCCCGGGCCUCCCGGCCCAUACCCCGUCGCCUUGCGAGUGGAGGCCUUCGAAGACGCAGCACGAUGGGAUCCCCACGCCCCUCAAGACCAGCCUGAAAAGCGCAAGGUCAUGGUCUCUGUCCACGUUCCUCUAAAGAAGGAAGCCAACUGUUCCGUCGAACUAGUUCCCUACGUGCCGCCUACCACUGCAGUCGCCCUCGGCCAGGGGGCGGCGACCUUGUUUGGUCUGCCAGACACUGUCUUCUCAGGGAUGGAACUUGAGUUCUACAUUGUCGAUACGGCUUACGGCGGGCCCGAGAAGAGUGAAAAGCACCCUCUCGUCCUCUUCUCACACGGAAGAGCUAGCUCGAGACUUGCGCAUGGCGUAUUGGCGCGGUCUCUUGCUAGCUAUGGGUACAUCGUCGUCACUCUGGAUCAUACGUAUGAUGCCGCGAUUGUCGAGUUCCCAGAUGGCAGCAUUAGAUUUGCGGAGAACGCAACGGAAAACGACUCGGCUUACGUUGAGAGCCUUCUUGAGAGUCGUCAGAAAGAUGUCUCCUUCAUAAUCGACCAGCUCCUAGACCCUUCAGUAGCUACUCCACUACUUGCCGGAACACAAGCAUCUAUCAACCCAGGCAAGAUUUUCAUUGCCGGUCACUCCUUCGGCGGCGCUACAGUAGCUUCAUCACUCUACGCCGAUGACCGCAUUAUUGGCGGUCUCAACUUUGACGGCCUGAUGGUUGGUCCGGUCCAGGCCGAAGGCACCGACAAGCCCCUGGUACUGGUCAGCACGCCGGCGACAUUCGAUUACAUCUCCGGCUGGAACGAGACUUGGCUUAAUCUGCGCGGUCCAUCGUUGAUGCUGAUUGUCAACGGAACAACCCACAUGUCCUUCUUUGACGCUCCACAACUCCCAGCUGUCAAGGCUUUGCCUGCAGAGUAUUCUGAUCUCAUCAAGCAGGUUCUGGGCACCAUUGAUGGCGAUUUGUUGGCCAAGAUUGAGAUUGAGCUCUUGCGAAGAACACUGAAUUUGGUGUUGGAGGGCAAGAGAGAGGCUUUGUGCGAUGUUGAGAGCGUAGGCCCUGGUGUUGGCCAGCUGAGAGUCAAGAACUUGACGUGUUCUUGA